Aspergillus melleus is the source of this 1624-nucleotide messenger RNA. Its product is annotated as Zn(II)2Cys6 transcription factor. Gene Ontology annotation, molecular function: DNA binding; DNA-binding transcription factor activity, RNA polymerase II-specific; zinc ion binding. The record is from RefSeq and is a predicted model, not a curated record. Gene Ontology annotation, biological process: regulation of DNA-templated transcription; DNA-templated transcription. The transcript has a single exon. Gene Ontology annotation, cellular component: nucleus. The coding region runs from base 1 to 1341 and encodes 446 amino acids. NCBI's taxonomy places the organism in Eukaryota, Fungi, Ascomycota, Eurotiomycetes, Eurotiales, Aspergillaceae.
AUGCCACAAAGGCUGCCCCUGAGUUGUGAGAAUUGUCGACAGAGAAAAAUCCGUUGUUUUGGAUCGGGCGUGCCUUGUGAUACCUGCCUCAAGCGUGGAGUGGCGUCUACAUGCCAUUUCAAGCGCAACGUUGAACGAAACAAGCAACCAGAACGACUCGAGGCGUCCCAGGUCCUUCUUCUACGGCGAAUCUCAGACCUCGAAAGUCUCCUGGUUCAAAAUAUCGAGCUCGCCUCGACAUAUCACGCGCGACCGAACGAGGCUCUCCGUUCGCCCGUAUCCCAAAAUGAUCUCUCGCAGCCCCUGGACGAAAUAGCCGACAAUGAUGUCCCAAUCCUCACGGAUACCAGCCGAAUUACUGGCAACAGUGCGCGUCCUCGGCAUGUGCAGGUUGGUACUAUCAUCGAGUCGCCGUCGGGCCAUGUGCGUUACAUGCCUCACGGGACCGGUCGGGAUCCAGAUGUUUUCCACUCGCUUCAAGGCCAAUCUCAAUCCGAUGCAGCGUCUAGCGUGUUUAUCUUUGGAGAGACACUUCCCAGCAGGCAAUCUCUUCUGGAUACCCUGCCACCUUUUCGGCAUUGUGAUGAACUGCUGGCCACAUUCAACCAAGUGUUCUCUCCUCUCUUCCACAUCCUACACGACGGGACAUUCGCAUCGAACUAUGCCGAAUUCAAACAAGAUCCUCAAAAUGCCCCUUUUCCUUUCAUCGGUCUGAUAUUUGUCGCCUUAGGGCUUGCUGUGACUGCCAUCCCGAAAGAAAGUGCCGUACUGUCAGACUUGGGCCGGGAGGCAUCCCCCGCAGAAAGCGCGAGGUCAUUAGCAGCGAAAUAUCGGCAGGCGGCGAUGAAGUGUCUAGCUGCAGAUAACUUCAUGUGGCAGCAUAACUUGCAAACUUUGCAAUGCCUUGUUUUGCUGAUUUAUGCCAUUAACCACGCGCAGGGCCCGGCCUGGGCCCUUCUCGGAACGACGCUCAACAUUGCCAUUGCUAUCGGGUGUCAUAUCGAUCCCGCACUGCUAAACUUGCACCCUGUUGAGGUUCAAGAGAGGCGACGAGUCUGGGCGGGGUUGAUGAUGCUUUACACUAUUCAGAAUACCUGCCUUGGGAAUUUGGCCCCGUUUAUUGUUGAGAAUAAUGUACAGCUACCGGCAGACGUGGAAGACACAGAUAUCAUUCCUGAGAUUUUGCACGAGCCAUCAUCAAGACAGAGGCAACCGACAAAAAUGUCAUACAUCUUAUUCAAGUUUCGACUAUACGCUCUGGCUUCAAGCAUAUGCACACUGAGCUCUGGAACGUCCGCUCCCUCUUUGAGCGAGAUACAAGCGCUUGAUUAUCAGAUCUAGACUGAAUUGCUAGCCCAGUCAGAUCGUUUCUCAACGCAAGUUGUCUUGCCGUUAUAUCACCAGGCGCAUUCCUUUAUUUUGAAUAACUACACCAACCACUUGACUUUGAUACUACAUCGGACUUUUCUCAUGAAGCCAAACGCAUUCGAAGACGCGAGUCCCACAACAAGCCACGAAAAAUGCGAGAAGGCUGCUCUUGCCAUACUGUCAAACCAUGAAACUCUGAGCUCGCGGCCCGAAUUUCAACCGUACAGCUGGUACAUCCAUGGACUUGGUUCAUUCC